GCUGAGGAAAGGAGAAGAUGAGCACACAAUUCUUGUUUUUCUUUCCACCUUCCUUAUCUUAUAAGAACAUUCGCUCGCCUCUCGCAGGCAGACGGGUCAGCAACAGCAUCGCCGUCACAAGACACAGCCUGGCUCUGCAUCACAACCAUGGGCAAUUGCGUGAACAUGGACAGGAGCCCAAGCCAUGUCUUGGAAUCUGCUGACUUUGCAGACCUGCUGGCCACCUGGACCGAGGAUUAUACCUAUGAAGAUACCACGCUCGCUGACAGCGCUCUCCCCGCACCGUGUUACAGCACAUUUUGCUCCUCGGUCGGCGGCGUCAUCCCCACAUUCCUGGUGGUAGCUGGCACUUUGGGCAUCCUCGGCAGUCUCGCCCUGGCCAUUGCCUUGGUCAUGUGCUUCCGGCUUUGGGAGCAAACCGGGCUCGCUCUCACAACUCUGUCAACCGCCCUCUUUGCCACCAUCUUGCCGUUUUUCGCAGCGGGGAUCAGCUGGGGCUGGACCUUUGGGGACGGGCUCUGCCGGGUGGCACAGGCUGUGAAGUAUGGGUGCCUGUUUUCCCAAGGGCUCUUGGUGGCUGCCUGUGUGUGCCCAACGCCCAAGGCAGCUCUUCCUGGCUGCCUUUUGCCUCUCGUUCUCUGGGUCACAGGCUUCCUGCUUGCGAUCCCUGUCGCCGUGAUCCACGGCACGGCUAAAGACGGGGGAGCAAUAUGUGCCCUGAGCCAGGCACCUGAGGUGCUCUGGUGGUCUCUCACUCACGUCAUCUUCUGGCUGGCUGUUUUCUACAUCCUCCCAGCGGGGAUCGCUCUGGCCAAGGUGGCGCUGAAGUGGCAGAGGGCUGGGUGGCACCCGCCUGCAGCCGUCACUUGGGUCUUCUACCUUCUAUGGAUGCCGUAUGGAGUGGCCCUGAUCCUGGACAUGCUGCUGCAGAUGAACCUGCUCACCCAUACUUGCAGCUUGCAAGAGCAUCUCAGCUACUUCCUGGGGCUAUCCGAGGGACUGGGGGUCCUCCACUGUAUUCUGUGCCCCUUCUUAGUUCUAGGGAUGGUCAUCCAUCACCAAAGGGCUGCCCAAUGAGGCAGGCAAUAAAAAAAUUGGGGGGGGAGUGUCCAAUUGCAAUCAACAGAGCUUUAAUCUACAAAUCAUUUUGUAUCUGCUUCUGCCUGUGCAACAAAUCCUGGAGGGGGGUGGGGGGGACUUUCUUAGAAUUUCAUAGUAGCCAAGCUUGCUAAAUAAAUAAAGUUCUGCGGUCAGGCAAUCCCAAUUCUGCUUCCAGAAAUGGUGGGUUCUGCGACGUGAAUUCUGCAACAAUGAGCUAUUCUACCUCUGAAAAUUUAAGCAAGGCCGUGAAGCACAUGCCACAUACCACUGUGUUUAUAUAAUUUAGCAGAAUUUAAACGAUCCCCUGUUUUGAGUUUAUGCAGCGACAAGCGGGUUGCUAACUCGUUUGGGUCCUAUCAAUAAUUAUACCUUCCUGGUUGAUAAUCCCUUUCUGUCCCUCUUAAUGAAAACACACACUAAUCUGAAUCAUAUUAUCAUAAACUACUUUACUAUCAGAUUCAUUCAGGUUUACAGAGCUGUUCCUGAGGGCAGGCUUAGGUUACAUAACAGAUAAACUAAAUACUAGAUAGUAGUGAGUCAUGAGAAGACUGCAUCCGAGCAGUUACCAAUUAACACUCCUAGCAGCAACCGACCAACUGACCACAUAGAGGCAGUUAGUCCUCUCGGAAUGUUGAACUUCACUGACAGCUUUGUAUCCCACAACCACAAGUGUGGAAAUUUUAUUCAGACCUACAUUUUGGGGCCCCUGAAACUUUUAAAUGCUAUGAGGACCACUUUGCAACCAGCAACAAGGUCUGGGUAACCACUGUUAUUGCUAAAAAAUAACUACUACAUCUCAGAUUUUGAUUAAAAUCGCUGUACUGUGCUAUCUCACUCUUCCCAAGUCACUGGUGCGAAUAAAUAUUUCCUAUGCCGUGUAGUUUUCAAGUUGUGUGACUCAAAUUGGGUCUAGUAGACCCAACCUUUUAAAGCCAUGUGGACCCAACCUGGAUCAGGCUGUGGCCUACUAGUUGUCCUGGCUGAUAUCUGGUUUUCAACAUCGUGAUAUAUCUGCAGCUAAAUAACACAAUAUGCUGAUAUAUCACAAUAUCUGGAAUGUACCUUGGCUGCUUCUUCCUCCCCACCUUAGGGGAGGGAGAAGCAACCGAGAGAAAAAAACCGACACAAGCCCCCAUACCAAUCCCACUUCAUUAAAAUUGCUCAGCUGGGGGGGGGGGCUGGAAGCCUCCCACCCCUCAGCUGAGUUAGCCCCCAUACGGCUCCAGCUUGUGUGAGCCGGAGGGAGGGGGGCUUCCUCAAAGGCACACACAAGAAAGGAGAUGGAA
This is a messenger RNA of Zootoca vivipara (common lizard), 2387 nucleotides long. RefSeq names its product atypical chemokine receptor 1 (Duffy blood group) (gene ACKR1). The record is from RefSeq and is a predicted model, not a curated record. Gene Ontology annotation, biological process: chemokine-mediated signaling pathway; inflammatory response. Gene Ontology annotation, molecular function: chemokine binding. NCBI's taxonomy places the organism in Eukaryota, Metazoa, Chordata, Lepidosauria, Squamata, Lacertidae. Gene Ontology annotation, cellular component: membrane.